This is a messenger RNA of Pipistrellus nathusii (Nathusius's pipistrelle), 324 nucleotides long. The record is from the annotation of a GenBank genome assembly. NCBI's taxonomy places the organism in Eukaryota, Metazoa, Chordata, Mammalia, Chiroptera, Vespertilionidae.
AUGCUCACAGCAAACACGCGCGGAGCAUCCCCGCGCCUGUCGGGGGCUGACAGGUCCCACGAGCUGCGGCCUGUGCAGAGCCUUCUCACCGCCUUGUCCUCACCCGACAGCCGCCCCGAGGGCUCGGACACCAGCACACACCGGGAGUCCUGCUCUCACCCGGAGCGAACCUGCUGGGCAGCGCCCUGCGGCCGAGUCGGGAUUCUGCUUCCCAGCAAAUUAAAGCCACCACACAGCCAGGGAGGGGCCAGAAAUGCCCACCCCACGUUUACUGGGGCAGGAAUGAAAAUUUCUAUCCAUGGUCUUUCUCUUAGGCCUGGAUAA